Sphaerodactylus townsendi is the source of this 1430-nucleotide messenger RNA. It is a transcript of the gene YIPF3, whose product is annotated as Yip1 domain family member 3. Lineage: Eukaryota; Metazoa; Chordata; Lepidosauria; Squamata; Sphaerodactylidae. Gene Ontology annotation, cellular component: Golgi apparatus. The record is from RefSeq and is a predicted model, not a curated record. The transcript is spliced from 9 exons. The coding region runs from base 51 to 1076 and encodes 341 amino acids.
UGCUCCCGGAGGGGGUGGGGCUUUGCUCCCCCUAAACGCCAGGUGGAAAAAUGUCCGGCCCCGGGACGGCUGGUGGAGCUGGAGGACAGAGGGGUGGGGCUGCGGCGGAGUGGGGAGCCUUCGAGGACAACAUGCAGGGGGGGGGCUCUGCUGUCAUUGAUAUGGAAAACAUGGAUGACACAUCUGGUUCCAGUUUUGAAGACAUGGGUGAAAUGCACCAACGCAUGAAGGAGGAGGAAGAGGUGGAUGCAGAGGCAGCCGCUGCAGAUGAGGAAGAUGGAGAAUUCUUGGGGAUGAAGGGUUUUAAGGGACAGUUGGGUCGACAAGUUGCCGAUCAGAUGUGGCAGGCUGGAAAGAGACAAGCAUCGAAAGCCUUCAAUCUGUAUGCUAACAUCGAUAUUCUCAGGCCUUACUUUGAUGUUGAGCCAAUGCAAGUUAGGAACAGGUUGCUGGAGUCCAUGAUUCCUAUGAAGAUGAUUAAUUUUCCCCAGAAGAUAGCUGGUGAACUUUAUGGUCCCCUCAUGCUGGUCUUUACCCUGGUGGCUAUCUUGCUGCAUGGAAUGAAAACAUCAGAUACCAUCAUUAGGGAAGGCACUCUGAUGGGUACAGCAAUUGGCACCUGCUUUGGUUACUGGCUCGGAGUUUCCUCUUUCAUCUAUUUCCUGGCAUACCUAUGCAAUUCUCAGAUCACCAUGGUGCAAAUGUUGUCACUGUUGGGCUAUGGCCUUUUUGGGCAUUGCAUCACCCUGAUUGUCACCUACAAUAUCCAUUUUCACUCCCUCUUUUAUAUCUUCUGGCUGGGCAUUGGUGGGCUGUCUACACUACGAAUGGUUGCUGUGCUCGUGUCGCGCACAGUGGGGCAUACACAGCGACUUAUCCUGUGUGGAAUGCUUGCUGCCCUGCACAUGCUGUUCCUUCUUUAUUUGCACUUCGCUUAUCAUAAGGUUGUGGAAGGCCUCCUGGACACAUGGGAAGGACCCAACAUUCCUCCCUUUCAGAGAGUUGCCAGAGACAUUCCAGCUGUUUCCUCCGCUGUACUGAAUACAACAGCCAAAACCGUUGCAGUGGCCUUGUAGCCCUGUGGACUCUGGCCUGCUAUCUCUGCCUCUGUGUAGGUUGUACAUUCUGCUGCUGUUGCCAGGAAAAAGGGACAAAGUAACAGAAGCAGGACUUGGUUUCAUCUGCAGAUCUCCUUUUGGAAAUGAUGGCUGCGUGCUCCUGAGCGUGUUUCGGAGGAACUGUUUUUUCCAGCUUCCACCCAGUGUGCUUGGUAGAGCUGAUCUCCUAGCCUAUGCACAUUUAGCUGAGAUUGCGAAGCUUGGUCACUUUGAUCCCCAUACCCUUUGUGCUAGCUGUCGUCUCUUUGGUUUAUGUACUUGUGCUCUUCUUUUGUCAAAAGAAUAAUUAAAUUAAAUGGAUGUUAGUUCUGA